Spirometra erinaceieuropaei is the source of this 15353-nucleotide messenger RNA. The record is from the annotation of a GenBank genome assembly. Lineage: Eukaryota; Metazoa; Platyhelminthes; Cestoda; Diphyllobothriidea; Diphyllobothriidae.
AUGGCUUCCCUUGAUUUUGCAGCUUUCCGACGACAGGUGUGCUUUGCUUAAGAUCAUUAUAUUUUUAGCAUGAAACGGACUUUAAACUGGAGGAACUUGAUGCGCAUGUUAGAGAGGUAAGUGCAUGAACUUCCGAUUUGUAUUAGCAAUAAUUAUCGCGAAUCUAGAUUCUCAUCAACGUAAGACUCUGAGCGCUUCUGUUUACACAAAAUCUUUUAUUCCACGUUUAUUCGUCUAUUUAUAUUAUGUAGAAAGCAGCGUAGACGCCCCCAGGGGGUGUUACCAGGGGAUGUUACUGCAGACUAACUGGAUCCAGUUAGUCUGCAGUUAUCAAUGUGAUUGGGUGGCCCUUGUCAGUGGUCACCGCGGCCACAGUCCGCCCAGCAAUCCCUUGGCGUGGUUGGCGUAGGCUGUGUCCAUUCUGCUGAACAGAUGACUAGUCGUACACAAGCCCACAAAUGUGAGUUUUUAGUGUAUGGCUAGACAUCGGGUGGUACGGUAUUUUCAGGGGUCUUACUGGUUUACGAACCGGAGCGAAGACAUUCAAAGCUUUACUACCUUCCCUCCACUCCACAUGCAUUAACUCCGACCAAUUUUCCAUAACGGUGAUACUGCAAUGUGAAAUCCAAUUAAGUCGCACUUUCACGACUAGAUCAUUUUGAAGCUCCCAUUAUACUUUUACCGAUCUAGACGUCCUUAAUGACCACUUGGUUCGUAGAAUGGUUUAAUUAGGCGUUCAGAAAACGCAGCAGCAGUGUCAGGUCUCCUAAUCGGUUUUAAUUUAUAGUUGGCGUAAUAUGAACCGAUAUGCACCUGACCGCCAAACCUCUUCUCUUAAAGACGUUUCUUGUCUCGCCUAUUGCCACUGCCUUUUGGUGUCCAGUAGUUUUGGCGUUUCGCUUACGAAUCUAUGAGUCUCAUAUUCUGCCUUACGUCUGGUUAACUUUGCUGCAUUUGCGUUUUUCGGAUGCUUGAAUAUCUUUAUUUUUUAUUUCGCGGAUUUUCAGGAGGCAUUUUCCGAAUGCAAAACUUAUCUGGCCAACCGUAAUCAUGAAAAACUAGCUGACUGCCUAGCCUGUCUUCGCGUACUCAGCAGAGAUCGGACCUUGCAAAGCAAACUUGCCGAACCAGAUAUUCUUACACAUCUCAUCCGAGAGGCUGGACUUGACUCAACGCAGACUGUGGAUAGUACCGUUUAUGACAGCGAGUGCGCUGUGGAAUCUCUUAAGUGCUUGUCAAACGUGGUUUUCCAGAACCCAUUGGUCAUAUCCACUCUCAAGUAGCUUGUAAAUAAGCCUCCUGACUUCUUUAAGAUCUCAUGGAUGCCUCGACAGUCUGGUGUCCCGAUGUGAGAAGAAUUCCAAAGAGUUAUUUAAUGCGGAAAUACUGGUGGGUAUAUCCUUUCUUAAGUGUUUUACUUGCCUCUUAUAAGCUCUUCGACCUAAAACUGCUUUUCCUGCUAUCUGCACUCGAUCGGCAAGCGAGGUAUGUGCGUAUGCGUUUUUCGACUUUCACAGGCUAGAGCUUCUUACCAACAACUUUGCCUCCGAUAAUUUUCCUGACAUACUAAGACGGAUUACGGACAUGGAUUUUCUAAAAUCUCAGCUUGCUUUUGAUUGUGCCCAAGAAAUGCUUAAGUUUCUUUUCAACCUGGGGUAUGCGAGGAAGGAAUUAGGGCACAGCGAGGUAAGAUGGCCCACUUCUCUUUUAUCUGAUUUCUUUUGAUAGGUUACAUAUGAAACUACCUACCGCUCACUCACACCUGUUGUACGUGAUCUACUUGUCAAACAAACUUCCUCCCCAACCAUGCGUUUUGGACUUAUAAAGUAGGUUUUGCUGAGCAAUAUUUUAGUUGGUUUUCAACCUGCUUAGAUUACUGUCUUCCCUUCCAUUCGAGUUGUUAUUUUGAAUACAUUUUUGUCCCCUCGUUGUAUUUCCAUGUUCAUAUCUCCUGUGAAGUUUAUUUAGGUUGAAUUUAGCUGUUUCCUCUUAGCCCUAGUUCAAGGCCUUUCCUUGUAUGCUUCUAACUUAUUUCCGCUUUUCACAUUGUUUUACAGUCAUUGCGUAAAUCUCUUGACGACCGUUCCAGUCACCUGUUAUGCACUCCUCCUCUUCGAUCCUGCUGACCCCAUCUCAGACAGCCCACCGCCACAUAAGGAUGAAAAUGUCUGCCGAGCCCUGGCCUCAUUACUAGACUUUUUAGAUCAUCAGCUUUCACAGGUAUGUAGUACAAGCUCAGUAAUCUUAGUAUAGUACAGCAGCCAGUUCGUUCAGUGACACUCAUAGGAUCUUUAGCUGAAUACUUAUAACGUUUGCCACUUUUCAGCCGUUGCCAUUGACUAAAAUUAGCCUGACAGUCCCGCUGAAUAUGCAAUUUUUACACGCCAAGUCUAACAGAAAGCGUCUUUUCAUCCUCUUUGCAUCCCACCUCCGGAGUCAGUAGUUAAUGGGCUGCAGCAUGGAAAAAUUGAUUCGAACUGGAAACCCGAGGCCGAAAUUGGGCAACCACGGAAUAUUUGGAACAGUAUUCCCCACUUUCGCUUCCGUUUAGUUUGCCUGGUUAUCUCACGUUCUAGGCUUGGGAACUACUGGAAGCUCCAUCUGAUGGUCUUUGUUUUUGAUGUGCUAGGCCGACACGAUGGCUUCAUCAUCUGGGGGAUCCUCGGAGCUGCUUACGCCAAUUCUGAACGUUCUCGCUUCAGCAUCCAGGGCGAAUAGUGUGAUAAGGAAAUACUGCCGCCUAAAGGUAGUUCCCUUUUCAUUGUAUAUUAUCGCUUCAUUUACCAACUCACUAGACACUUUCUGUUUUUGCAGUAAAUUGGGUUCUCAUAGAGUCAACGUUGUCCACCACUUCCACUGACAGUUAUGAAUGUAUUUCAUGCAAAGUAGUGUUAACUGCUCAUGAGAGGGUUUUGCUGCCAUCCGCAUACUGCUGGUUUUUCAGGGCAGGUCACCUGAAAUACUGCACUUCACCCCUGAUGCACCCUUAUAUCCUAGCUGUCGAAUGUCCAGAGUUGCACAACGUUCGCAGGGUCCCUAGUUCGGAGCUUGGACUUUUUAAUCUCUUUCUAUUGCAAAGUUUCCAAGUCACGCUUGCCACCUGAUACUGCGCUUUACUGCAGGUCUAAAACACCUUUACUUUUUGCAUCAACAGUAGUCAACGAUUUGAGUCUUGACAGGGAGUUGUAUCAUAUUUUAAUCUGGUCAGAUCAGGAUUGAGGAAGAUCUGGAAAAAAACUGACAAUGCGAAAAAACCAUGAGCGAUGUACAACUUUUAUGUUCAGUCCGUGGGAUCAAAUCUUGUUCUUUUUCCUAAUGUUGGGUGGGUCAAACUUUGACCAUCUCAUGGACCGACUUUACUCCUUAGUGGUUUCUACGUCGCGCAGUUAGUAGAGUUAUUAUGGAACUGCUUCUAUACUGGAUCAUAAAGGCUGGUCUGUCCGUGGAAUGCCAAAUUACGUUUCCCUUAAUUUGGUUUGCAACGCUUAUCUUAGGUAAGUCGCGUUCUACCGUCAGGAGACUUUCAUCUGAGAUGGUUAGGUGCUAACAUAGGUAAAACCUGUUCGAACCCUAAUCUCGUCAGAAAUUCAUCUGCGGACCGGGUGAAGUCCUUCUCAGGUUAGAUCCGAAUGACCGCCUAAUAUUCGUGGCCAAAAAUGUCGCAGCAGUAUAAUACACACUUAAAUUUACAGGCGCACCCCCACACAGGGACUCGAAAAGUGUUCGUAUUCAUCAGCCCAGACCCAUAGAUCACAGUAGGUGUGUUAAAUCUUGAAAUGUUAACCGAACUUCUGGUAUGCGUUUUCGUUUCGAAAAGGUUACUAAAGUAGGGCUGUAAAAUUAAUCAUCGUACAGCAUGAUUGUAUAAUGAUUCAGUUACCUCGGGAUGCCGGCUUUCGGACGAACGUCCUUCCGGCUGCAUGUAAAGACCAUACUCUGCGAAAAAUGACUAUCUAAGCAGCAUGAUUUUUUCCCUUUGAUUUUUGAUGCUCUUAAAAAUUCAAUUAUAUUUCAUGGAAAACAUGCGUAAAAAUAUUCAUUCUUCUGCUCGUCCGGUGGAAAAUGGCAUCUUCCAGGUUUAUACUCGAAGAAAGGGGUAUAAUUCGCUUUUCAGAAACUGUUCCGAUUCCCGAAUAGUUUUGAGUCCGACCUGCCGUUAAACUUGCAUUCAGGGCUUCCAUACUGCAAGUCAUAUAUUUUCCGCGUACGGAAAACCGUACAUUUCUCCACGGUAUUAAGAGGAGACCAUGUGGGGUUCAUAAAAUUUAGCAGUGGAUUUAAGCCAUAUUGUAAACUUUACAAGCCACAUUUGCAACUGCAAAGACACGAUGUUUUAUGAACGGGCCUUUCACGAUAUUAAAUAAUCUCAUAGCUAGAAACUUCUUUAAAACCAAAUUUUACCCUUUCUUCAAGGAUUAAAUUGGAAGAAGACGCCAUUUCUCUACCGGACGAGCGGAAGAAUGAAUGUUUUAUGCAUGUUUUCCAUGAAAUGCAAUUGAAUUUUUAAGAGCAUCGAAAACCAAUAGGAACAAUUCAUGCUACUUAAGUAGCCAUUUUUAACAGAGUGUGGUUUUUUCAUGCGGCCGGAAAGAUGUUCGUUCGAAAGCCGGCAUCCCGAGGUAACUGAAUUAUUAUAGAAUUAUGCUGCACGAUGAUUCAUUUUGCCACUCUACUUAAGUAAUCUUUUCUAAACGAAAACGCAUUCCAGAAUUUCGGUUAACAUUUCAUGAGUUAGCACACCUUCCGUACGUUUAGUGCAAUGAUAUAUCUCAUAACAAUCUCAUAUGUCAUGGCUGUAUACCGCGUAAGGCUGUGUUCCAAACAUGAAAUAUCAACAUGUUCGGCAAUAAAGGGUUUUCUAAAUGAGCAAAUGCUAGGGGAUUGAUGACUGCACCGAGAGUCAGUGAUGCCGCCCUACCAUCUCUAAGCAAACGUUUUAUUUCGUAAACUAUCAUUUUGCUUUAUUUUUCUGAUUCACCAAAUCUUUGCCCGCCAGAUGGUUUAGCCACUUAGAUCAUUCCUACCUCAAAUCAGCUUAUUACCUGCCGCGCUCAGCUCUGUCAAAAGGCCCUCUUUCCCCCCAUGUCUCGGUUCUUUGUUGUCCUCUGCCGCGGGCUCCUCACACCCUUGUUGUGCAGUUGUUUUUGACGUUUCUGUAGUAAGGCCGCAGUCGUGCAUAUAUGGUUUUCAUUCUUUGACUCUCCAGAUCUUACCUUACCUCGGUGAUGAGGUCAGGCAUCUUCCUCAGGAAGGCACAACUCUUCGAAAUAAGUAGGUCUGAACGUUCUUACCCUGAUUUUGCACACCUUUAGAUACGUCCCUCGUCUUGGGACUUUUUUGUGUGCUUAGUUUUGUUUAUCCGAAUUUCACUUCGUGUGAGAAACCCUGUAAGGUGUUGCUAUGCUCCAGUGUUUUGCUCCCCCAGUCCUCUUUCUCACGCAUGACUACUCCUUCGCGUCUUAAUUCAAAUAUCUCGUUUGCUGUUUUUGCUGUGCGUCCGUUUUGCUCCGUUAUUUCAUGACGUCAAGAUAACUAUUUUGUUUUCCACUAUGAAAUGACGACUUAUCAAUGGACUUGCUGUCUUUCUCGUGCAUACGCGAUGACACCUUCACACUUGUCUUUCAGACUUUCUAAACGUCUUACGGCCACAGGUGCUUCCGACGGUGUUGCUGAGUCGACUGCCCUACUCAUCUUCAUUCUCUGCAAAGAAAAAGGUGAGUCUGAUAUGCAGAAGCUUUCUGUUACUGCGCUACGGCGGUUUCAUUGGAUGCGAACCUAAGGAUGUUUCACUGGGGCUGAGCUUGGCGACUACCCCUCAUAUGUGCCCCUUAGGUGCAAAAUCAUUGCAGCACUAUGGGGCGUUCGUCGUUAAGCAUUUAGUGGGACCGAACAAUUGGCUAAGGUGGUUUUAUUUCGUUUUACGGCCGCGUGAGUGGUACUUCCUUUGUCGGGCCUUUUUUUCCUGGAGUCGGCAGCAGACGGGCGCAUCGACCAGACAACCAAGUUGCGCUGUGGAAAGGAGGGACAGAUAACCCUAGUAUGUCUUUAUGCACGUUUGGAAAAAACUGACAUUGUGUCGGCCCUCCAAACUGCUCGUGGCGCCGUACCAGCUCUGGAAGAAGUCACUUGCCGUGCGGUCUGCUUUCCUCACUCUGACCCAACCUGUCGUCCAUUCCUAUGAGACUUGCAAGCCGUCGGGUACAUGUGACGAAGGGACUGAAAUAUUUUUGUACAAAGCUGAAGCUACUCUGCUCAUCAUGCUUUACUCUCUCAGGAAUAACGUGUUUUUUACACCAUGACCUUUGUUCCUGGCUGUUUUUAUGUUCUGAUGUGUUAGGGAAUUUUAACAUUCUCAGCGUUUUGUACUCCGUAAGGUUUUUUCAAUAAAUACUUGUCUUGAAGAAGGAGACACGAUCGCUGGACAAGAGCUUUAUUAGCCUGACGUUUCGGAUUCCUGCUCGAAUGUAUCAUCAGAGACAACAGCAGAUACGGGUGAUUCACGCACAAGGGGCUUCAGUAUUUAUAGGAUGCAGUCGCCAUGCUACCGCAUACCUAUGAACAUUCACGGCUCUCCCCUUCAUCCGGGAUCGUUGCACUUGGUGUGAUGGCCGAUAUUCGCGUCGUUAAUUGCUGCAAUUUCAUCACGUGCGUUGGAUGUUGGUGUGAUGAUUGCUCGACCAUCUGACGCGCUGACCCGGGUGUUGAGAAGAGUGUUCAUCAGGGCGCUCCCCGCGUGGCCAAUUUCUGCGCCUAGACGAAGUCUCAGCACGCUGUAUUGAAUGGGAAGAUCAUUGCACUUGUUAAUAGACUGGGGGCCAGUGAACCAUGACUCAAGCAGCUCCCGGCUCACGCGGUUGUCACCUCUUGCGAGAAUUUCGGCCUCGUCAAAUUUGAAUGUGUAGCCGGAACCCGUCGAAUGAGCCGCAACUUGAGAGCUGGCGUCAUUUCUGCGCACCGCUGCCGCGUGUUCGGCCAUUAACGUUCGUUCAGCACGGCAGAAGGAUGAUCCGAGUGCUCCUCCAAGAUUGCCACGCGAGACUUCGUAAGUACCGUCAAAGGAUUGACCAAGAAAAGACCAGAUUCUGUGAGUUCAUGGGUGAGAUCGGUACGAAACUGCUCCUGCGGAGGAUAGCCUAAAUUUCUAACGUACUCGGCAGACCAGGAAUUUUUUCCUAGAAGUUUACUAAGAAUCAACAGUCUAAUUGGUCUUGAAGAAGGAGACACGAUCGCCGGGAUAAGAGCUUUAUUAGCCUGACGUUUCGGAUUCCUACUCGAAUCCAUCGUCAGAGACAAAGAAGCAGAAACGGGUGGUUGUUGCACAAGGGGCUGCGGUAUUUAUAGGAUGCAGUAGCCAUGCUACCGCAUACCUAUGAAAAUUCACGGCUCCCCCCUUCAUCCGGGAUCGUCGCACUUGGUGUGAUCAUUGUUUGAUUGCCGACCUUCGCGUCGUUAAUUGCUGCAAUUUCAUCACGUGCGUUGGAUGUUGGUGUGAUGAUUGCUCGACCAUCUGACGCACCGAUCCUGAUGUUGGGAAGAGUGUUCACAUGUGCGCUCCCCGCGUGGCCAAUUUCUGCGCCUAGACGAAGUUUCAGCACGCUGUAUUGAAUGGGAAGAUCAUUGCACUUGUUAAUGGAAUGGGGUACCUGUAAACCAUGACUCAAGCAGCUCCCGACUCACGCGGUUGUCACCUCUUGCGAGAAUCUCGACUUCGUCGAAUUUGAAUGUGUGGCCGGAUCUCAUCGAAUGAGCCGCAACUUGUGAGCUGGCGUCAUUUCUCCGUAAUCUUCCACUUCUCAAGUUUGACCCCCUAAAAACUCAUGAAUAGGUCGGUAGGACACGUUCGUAAUCAUGCGUGGUAAGCUUCAGCAGGACCUUUUUCAGGUUUUCUUUAGUUCUUUUUGUUGCAUUCCCACCAUCCUCAUACCUGCUUAUGGACAAAACCAUUCACAACGCUGAGGUGUUGCUCGAAAAUGGACCAAGCUUCUGUGUUGUAAAUUCAAAUUGGCGAACACGUGUUUUUAGUAACUCUUCAUCAGGCCAAAACGGUUACAAAGAAGUUUAAGUUAUGCGAAUUACAUGACUUAUAAAUGAUUCGGGGACAGUUAACAUCCAUCGUUCCCACGCCACUCGCAUGACGAGGCGUGGUCGGCGUGUCGUGGUCAUUGGGUUAAGGGGGCGAGGGAGAGGGGGGCCAUAGGCUGUGAGUACGUCGGGUACCUUGUACACACACCCUGGCAUCAGGAGGUUGGGGCGACAUUGGGGUCGGCGUCGGCCACAGGCGCUCUGUCUUCCGUGGCCGACGCCGACCCCAAUGUCGCCCCAACCUCCUGAUGCCAGGGUGUGUGUACAAGGUACCCGACGUACUCACAGCCUAUGGCCCCCCUCUCCCUCGCCCCCUUAACCCAAUGACCACGACACGCCGACCACGCCUCGUCAUGCGAGUGGCGUGGGAAAGAUGGAUGUUAAUUGUCCCCGAAUCAUUUAUAAGUCAUGUAAUUCGCAUAACUUAAACUUCUUUGUAACCGUUUUGGCCUGAUGAAGAGUUACUGAAAACACGUGUUCGCCAAUUUGAAUUUUCAAUUGUAACAUGGGAAUAUUCGCUGAACUUCUGUGUUGUGUCAAGGACUAGUUCCCGUUUCAAAUCAUAUUUACUGAUUUCUACCAAUGUGCCUUAUGCCUAACCACACACCCUGUACACUCGCCAAGAUUUCUAGUUUGCACUGUCAAUCAAGAUCUGAAAAAUAUUGACAGUCGCUGGCAGGCGCGUCUUUCCUCGUUGGGCUUGGCUGAUUCGUCCAAGAAACUCUUCUUGCCCUGGAGAACGGCACUUUUUCCCUUGCCACAACUUUUGCACUGAGCAACGAACAAGAUCGUUGGUCCGCUUACUUUCCAUGUUGUUUCUUGCACGAGCAUUUUUCAAUUGUUUCCAGCACUGUGCUGGUGCCGCGGAUAGGAGACAUGCUUAAUAUUCAUUUACAACCUCCACCCCCACACCCCCCCCACCCCCUGCUUUGCUAUCCGUGUACUGACACCACGGCACAAAUGUCGCAGGCUCAUUCUAGAGCUGUCCCCCCCCUCGGUCACGGAUGCACAUGACCGCGAUGCAAAUGAAUGCGGCCAGUCGCCUUAGGGGGAAUUUUCGCUUUUUCAUCGGAUGUCCUGAUCGUCUCAAGCCGCAAGGUCCACUGUCGCACAAGCUGGGCGCAUUCGUGACAUGCUCGGCACCCCUCUCCGCGUUCUGAUGGCAGGGCAUAGUAAAGAAAACUGAAGGGUGGAUGUGGCGCAGUGUUUGACCAAGCUUGACAUCCCACGGCCGCCGCGUGGCACACAGGACCUUACUCCACGGGCUCUAGGCCUCAUCUAGGGUGUCUCAGAUUGCACGUAAGUGAGCGUAUUAUAACUCCAUUAAGAUGAAGCCAUUACUCUCCGGCCCUCAGUCCGGAGUGAGACCGCGUUAGCACGUAAGUUGGCAGUCUUCCAGACCACGACUGUUAGCUGCUCAUGAUGGUUGUAAGGCACGGGGGACAAGUAUGCUACACAUACCACGUAAUCAGACUGGUGGUUGAUCCAGUUCAAAAGGCUGGAUCGUCUGCGCCUUUAAUAGACGGUCUGCCGAUUGGCAGUUCAUGAAAUUAGUCUGCAUACAGUGCGUGACCUAUCUCAUGAAAUGUUGACUGAAAUUCUGAAAUGCGUUUUCGAUUAGGAAGGAUUACUUGGUCGCGGUUGUGAUAAUGAUUAUCCUAAGGUAUACUGUUAUAACAUUUUGGACUCGGCAGGAUGUCGGCUUUUAAAUGCAUUUCUUUUCAAUCUCCUGUAGAAGGCGUGCUCGGUAAAAAAUGGCUACUUAAGUUGCAUGCAUUUUUCCCAUUGAUUUUCGAUGGUCUUGGAAAUUCAAAUAUAUUUUAUAGAAACCACAAACAAAAAUAUGCUUUUUUUAGUCAGUCAAUAGAGAAUCACGUCUUCUUUAUAUUCUAUACUUAAGGAAGGAGUAUAAUUAGGUUUUAAAAAAGUUUUCUAAUUGCCGAAAAAUUUGGAGCCUGAUCAUUCGUUGCAUUAGCGCUUAGUGAUUUCACUCUACAAGGUGCAUGCGUUCCGCGUAAAGAAAAUCCCAUAUUUUUUGUGUCAUUAAAGAGAUAUCAUACAAGGUACAUAAAAUUUUGCAACGGAUGCGGACCAUGUUGUACAUUUCAUGAGGAGCAGUGGUAAACGGCCAGGUACGAUGCUAUGUGAAUGGACAUAUCGCGGUCUGCCGGUAGUUAGCAGCUAGCAGAGCAAGCAGGCGUGCCGAAGUCGUAACUCAUGCGGUUGAUAUAACAGCAAGACAAACUUCGGCUCUAAGGAUUCCAGCGGAGGGACCCUAGACAGAGACGAUAAGGACGGGAAGGACUCCGACGUCGAAUAAGCCCUCACUUAGGUGGUCCUGGACAACUGGGCCGACCGUUCAGUCAGUUCAGAACAUUUGGGUGUGCUGUGAGCAGAUUUACAAAGGUCAUUUGCAUAUACAGUAGAUGUGUUAACUGACUUUUCGGAAUGUUUUCACUUCAAAGAGAUUACUUAAGUGACGUCGUCAUAUUAAUUACCGUGUAGCAUAAUCCCAGAAUUUUCCAGUCACGUCAGCAUUCCGGCUUUCGAAGGGGUUUCUUAUCGUCAACCAGCAUGAACUGAACUCCCUAAGAAGUGACUACUUAAUUAGCAUGGGUUUGCCAUGCACAUAUUCAAUGCUCUUAUAAAUUCGAAUAUAUUUUGUAGAAUAAGUAUCCAAAAAUAUUUUUUCUUUACUAAUUUGGCAGCAAAUCACACCAUCUUCAAUUUUCUGCUUGAAAAUGGAGUAUCAUUCAAUUUUAGAAAAAUUUAUAUUCUUGAGUAAUUUUGAACUCGACCUGCCGGUACACUUGCACCCAGGGUUUCCAAGCCGCAUGCUCUAUACUUUACGUGUAAGGAGAAUCAUACAUUGCUAUGCGCUAUUAAGAUGACCCCGUAUGGGGACCAUGAAAUUUUGUAAUUGACGUGGACCGGGUUGUCCACUUUAUACACAGCGUUAAUUGAACAGCUGAUGCGAUGCUACAUGAUUUAAUAUUAAAAACCCUCUUAAUUAGAAACGUUUUAUAACCGAAGGAUACUCUUUCUCCAGGUAUGAAAUUGAAAGAAGACGGACGUUGCUAUCAAAUGAGUUCAAGAAAGGAUAUUUUUCCGCAUGUUUCUAUAAAAUGUAUUUGAAUUUAGAGGGACAUCACAAAUCAGUGAGAAAAUGCAUACUUCUUAAGUAGUCAUCUUUUUGCCGAGUGUGGUUUAUGCACAGUUAUCAGUAUCGCGACCCCAUCUAGGUAGUCCUUUUCAGUCGAAAUACAUUUCGGCGUUUCGGUCACCACUGCCGAGCAUAGCCGUCUGAUGGCGUUUGCUUGAAGCAAAACAGCUGCUUUGUUGGCCACAGAUCACUCACUUCGCCCAAUUUACCGCACGCGAUUGAGAGUUUGGUGCGUUGACAUUUCGGCCUGCCGUGGUUUCUCCAGAUUUGCACCCGCUUUGUCUCUCCUGGUGCAUCUUCCUCAAACAUUGUCCCUCCAGAUAUUUGCUCAAGACCCCCGGAUUCGAAGGGAACCGUUGAGUAAACAUCAAACUGAAACAUACCCAUAUCAUCGAAAUAACUACGCAGUCGAUUCCUCCUGUCGUUCACACGUUUCGGUUUGUACCUCGUCCCCAUAUAAAUGUACUGGCCUUAUGAGAGUUUCUCGAAAGCACGCGCAUGCUCGCCAAAUGCUUUUUUGAAUUGUGCAUUCGCUGAUUAGGUAGAUAGGAUGUAGAUAACGUCCUAACAGAUUAUGCUUGUCUAUUCCCUGCAUAGACGCCCAUGUAUAAACCGUCCCCGUGGUAGCACCAUAUAUCGGCUGCACAGGCGAGGCAUUAUUAUGCAUCCCACUGCAUUUGCAACGUACUGGGGUUAUUUUGUCUUCUUACUGUACCGGUCGUUUGUAAUGCGUGAUCCGCCGCCUCAUGCUCGGAACACCUCGUUGUUAGACUUUGUUCUCUAACAAAAUACUGCUAAGACCGCAUCGUUUUUACAAGUGCUUGGCUCGAAUCAAGUCCUUCUAGAGCACAGGCUUCGGCCGUUCUGAGCACUUCCAGCACUUUUUUUUCAAAUCCAUAGUCCACAUCCGGGUUUUUACGUUUAGGCGCCACCUAUAUAUCGUGGGAUGUCCAAGAACAAUGACGCAAACAUUGUACACUUGAACUUAUUUGUUCACAACGAAAAGCUGCAUGAUUAAAAUGGCAGCACCUUAGAUCAAAGCCCACAUAUGUACCACCGGUCACCGCACUGGUAAGCCAACCACACCUUCGUCGUGCCAGUAGUACGGAAUUGUAAGUCGUCCCACCAGUGGUCAGCCUGUGGCAAGCCUUGCUUAUGUCUGUGAAUGUCUCUGAUGAUGGAUUCGAGUGAGAAUCCGAAACGUCAGGCCAGUAAAUUUCUUGUUCCAGUGAUCGCAUCUUCGUCUUCUGGCUUGCUUAUGUGCUGCCCUUCCCCCAGCAGGACACGAGAAUAGGAACGUUCUAUAAUAGAGGUGGCUUUGCGCACAAUUCUAGCGAAAUUAUUGUUUGGCCUAAAAUACGGGAUUCAACGCAAGACUGCUUGCAGCACGGGGUGGGACUGGUCUACUUUCGACCAGUAAUUUAAUCACUUUAAAAAAUCCCCCAGACGUUUUCCCUGUACCCGGAGUUGACUAACCGUUCUUUGCCCCCCCCCUUCCCUCCAAUCCAGUCAGCCGAGCCAUCAAGUACUCCGGUUUCGGUAAUUUCGCGGGUUUCCUUGCUCGCCAUGGUCUGAUGGGUGGCAGCCAGCCGCCCAGUGAUCCCUACUCCUCCUCGUCUUCGGACUCAGAGACGGAGGCCUACCAACAGUUGCGAGACAACGUCAACCCCGUGACGGGUCGCUUCGAGCCCUACAAGCCCAGUCCAAUGGAGGGCAUGUCGCAGGAACAGAAGGAAUACGAAGCCAUGAAACUGGUGGAGAAAAUUGAUAAACUGCAAAGGUAGGGACCCGCUUAUACUGCCUUACCUCGUGUCACGUUUUGGAACUUUGCAUUCUAACUCCGACCUGACAGAUUAGUUACCCGCAUAAGUUGAGCCAAGGUGCAAUUAUUGUCGGUUGACGGGACGUCGGCACUGUAGGUGGUUACAGUUCAGGUAGGCGCCGGACACGCGGGAUAAGUCCAGAAGCAGGGUUGUGGAUGCCAAAUGCGGACAGUGUUAGUGGAUCCAGAUUGCAUUGCUGCCACAUCAGAGUCUCCACCCAUAAAGUCGGCCACGACAGUGCAAACGCAGGCCUUUAAAGGUGGUCAUCAUGGAGCACGACUGCGGACGAAGUGGAAAUGACCUGUCGUCUCUAGAUGCCGUUUUCCGGAACUCCCAAUUUUCAGCGGCAGUCUGUGGGGGGAUAAGUUAAGACAUCGAUAGGGUUAUAAACACUGAGAGUCAAUAGCUGACCUCCUCUGGCCCUAGGUAGAUGCAAUGUCAGACUGAGAAGACAAUGACUUCUGACACCGCGCACGAAAUUUCCGUUGUCUCGUCCCUCUUCUCGGAACGGAAAAGAAUGACACGGGACCCUCCCACACUGAGGUUUUUUAGAUAAUAUCAAGCGCUAUGAAUUUGCACCACUUAAUACUUAGUGGAAGUAUGUGCUUUUAAAUUUACGUCCUGUCUGCUUUUGCAGUUCGUAUAAUUUAUUUUUUGGUAGUCUUAGCUGUUGUUCCAUCGUUUUGUACGAAGACCACAGCAGCCGGGCUAGCGCUGUCUCAUGCAUGAGUCUUAUCAUGCGGUAUGAGACGUUUCCAACCUCACCCCUCCACUUCCAUUGUGUUCCCAUUACAAGACUGAGAUUAUUUCAACUGAAAACAGGCAUAUACAGCAGAAUUUAUUGGGGCCAAUAAAUUUCGUGAUGGCUUAUCAACUGCAGCCCGUCUCUGCAUGGAAGUGCACAGCAUCAAAGAAGCCCUACUUAAUCGUGUUUAUCCUGCACGCUUCAUUCAGAAGUACAGCAACCAUUUACGGCCAAAGUUGACGGAACAGUCCGUUCCGAAGAAGCCCGUUAUAAUUUGUCUCCUUUUUAAGGGUGACAACGUCUCAAACACAAUCAAGCGACGCUUGCGUUGCACCAUAGAAAGAACGUACAACGCAGCAGAACUUGUCUUUCUCAGUUCCACAAAAGGCCUCCCAAUUAAUCGGGCAUAUGAUACCUUGCCAAUGCACGCCACCCCAACUUGCGUGUAUGAAUUUACAUGCACUUACGGAUGCAAGUACAUUGGGCGAACGCAAAGGCAAUUGGCAACCGGGGCCGCUGAACAUUUGCUUGGUUGGCUUUUCAAGCAGGAAAACAAAACCCCCCGUUAGGUAACGGUCAUGUUGUCGACCCUAACACAUCUUUUCGGGUACUUGUCCGAGCGCAUACAAAUCGAACAUUGUGUUACUUGGAAGCAGCUUACAUACGGAGGGCGAAACCAGACCUGUGCAAGCAGUUGGACCACGUGAUCAAUCUGCAAUUGCCAUGGUUACAUUCACGCCUCAAGUUACUCGUGACUGUGAUUUGUUGUUAACAUUCCGUCUCCAUCUUUCCUAUAUAAUGCUGAUGGGAACGUCUUUCAUCUGAUUAUUCAUUGUCUUGAACCUUGACCUUGCCCUUAUGCACUGACAUUCUUUACAAAUUCAUUCGUUACCUAUGUUAUGCAGAGACGGGCUGCAGUUGAUAAGUCGUCACGAAAUUUAUUGGUCCCAAUAAAUUCCGCCUUACAUGCCUGUUUUCAAUUCAUACCCGGCUGCCGUUGAUAAGCCGUCACGAAAUUUAUUGGCCUCACUGAAUUCUGCUGCACAUGCCUGUUUUCAAUUCAUACCCGGGAAAAAAUGCUUCAGAUUAUUUCAACGUCUUGCCGGGAGGAAUAUGUUUGUUAUAUCUUUGUUAUUUUAUACAUUCGUAAACGACUUCUCACACCGAAUGCCCUCACCUAUCACAGAGAGCCACCUUCCGGUAGCCUUUCCGGCGACCUAUUCAGGGCUCCGAGAGAGCUAAUCUGCUCCCCGUGUUGCUCAGGAGCUUUAAAACCAUCCACCCCAUGGUGGUUUGCUGUCGUCGUCGUCGUCGUGCAGUCUUUGUUAGGUUUUAUUUGAUUUACACUUAUAUCCUGACUCGUGUUCCCCAGUCUUCUUGAUCGGCGACCUAAUGCUCAGUCUUAUUGAACUACAGAAGCGGCAUAAUUCAGCCCGGCACCGUCGGUGAAGACGGCCGUGUACACCCGGUGGAACACGUGUUGCAGCUCAUUCAGGAUGUGAAGGUGGACUCUCCCAAGGAGGACAGCGACUCUGAUUGA